This is a messenger RNA of Talaromyces atroroseus, 519 nucleotides long. RefSeq names its product Protein sym1. The record is from RefSeq and is a predicted model, not a curated record. Gene Ontology annotation, cellular component: cytoplasm; mitochondrion; membrane. NCBI's taxonomy places the organism in Eukaryota, Fungi, Ascomycota, Eurotiomycetes, Eurotiales, Trichocomaceae. The transcript has 5 exons. The coding region runs from base 1 to 519 and encodes 172 amino acids.
AUGUUGGGCUGGUAUGCCGCGAAGAUGGCCCAGCGGCCAUUGCUUACCUCGAGUAUCACCACAGCUACUCUCUUCGGGGCCGGAGAUGUGCUAGCUCAGCAGGCCGUCGACAAGAAAGGAUUCGACAAUCACGAUUACGCUCGAACGGGCCGUAUGGUCCUCUAUGGAGGAGCCAUCUUCGGUCCUGCCGCUUCUGCCUGGUACGGCGUCCUCCAACGUCACAUUGUUCUGAAGAGCACGGCGACAACAGUCGUGGCUCGCGUCGCUGCCGAUCAGUUGAUUUUCACGCCCGUCAAUAUGUUCUGUUUCUUGUCGUCCAUGUCUAUUAUGGAGGGCACCGACCCCAUGGAAAAGCUGCGCAAGGCCUACUGGUCCACAUACAAGACCAACUUGGGUGUUUGGUCGACCGUGCAGCUGGGCAAUUUUUCCCUGGUACCCCUGGAAUACCGCGUGUUGGUUGUCAACGUGGUCAGCUUGGGAUGGAAUUGUUAUUUGAGCCUUGUCAACAGCAAGGCUUAG